CAUGCUACAGCCCGGUCCCAAGCCCCCAGCGCGAUCCAACACAUUACCACCCUCGACUCCCUUUCCAUCAAUACCCCUUCCAGCCAAGUCGACCAUCUGACCAAUUUUGAUCUCACCUUCACUCUCCGAGACAAGAGCAAACGGUACAAGCUCGAGUUAGAACCCAACCACGACAUCCUCGCCGAGGAUGCCUUUGUGCAGUACCUGGGCGCCGACGGGGUCGUCCGACGCGAAGAGCCCGUCGUCCGCAGUGACCACAAGGUCUUCAAGGGACGGGCCUUGAUGUCCCGCGGCAAGGGCAUGUGGGAUCCCGUCGGGUGGGCCAGAGUCUAUCUCCAGAAUGACGGCCCCCAGCCGCUGUUUGAGGGCGUCUUCAACGUCCACGGGGACAACCAUCACGUCGAACUGAUGUCCACCUACUUGCAGAACAAACGCGAGCAGGACGCCGACAUCCCCCACCGCAAAGGGGAUUACAUGAUCCUCUACCGCGAUUCCGACAUGGUCCGACACUUACACACCGAGCUGAAGCGGUCCCUGCCCGUCUCUUCCUCGUCCUGCGAGGCCGACAAGCUGGGCUUCAACAACAACCCGCAGCAUCCUGUGCUGCGAAGCGACGAGUCCCAGAUCCAGAGCCGAUGGGGCGGCAUGUCCCUGGACUCCAUGUUCGGGCUUACCAAGCGCCAGUCGGACAUCGGCGGCGCCUCCGGCAACGCCGGCGGCGUGAACCUGAAGUCCACCAUCGGCGAUACGUCGGGCUGUCCGAAGACGAAGCAGGUGGCCUUGAUCGGGGUCGCGACCGAUUGUUCGUUCCGCGGCGCUUUCAAGAGCGACGACGAUGCCAAGAAGUGGGUCAUCAACACUGUCAACAGCGCCUCCAACGUCUAUGAACACUCGUUCAACAUCUCCAUCGGCCUGCGCAAUCUGACCCUCACCGACGCAGCCUGCCCGGACAAGGCGCCCGCGACCACGCAGUGGAACAUGCCCUGCGAGCAGGGCAACAUCACGUCCCGACUGGAUCUCUUCUCCAAAUGGCGAGGCCAGCAGAAGGACGACAACGCGUACUGGACCCUGAUGAGUUCCUGUCCCACGGGCACCGAGGUGGGGCUGGCCUGGCUCGGUCAGCUGUGCAACACCGAGGUCAACGACAUCGGACCCAACUCCAUCAGCGGCACCAACAUCGUGGUCAAGUCGCCGGGAGGCUGGCAGGUCUUCGCACACGAAUCCGGCCACACCUUCGGCGCCGUCCACGACUGCGACUCCAUCUUGUGCGAAAAGGGCCUUGACAGCUCGUCGCAGUGCUGUCCCCUGUCGAGCUCCGGGUGCGACGCCGACGCGCGGUACAUUAUGAACCCGACCACCGCGGGCAACGACGUGACCAAAUUUUCGGCGUGCACCAUCGGCAAUAUCUGCUCCGCCCUGGGCCGCAACAGCGUCAAGUCCACCUGCCUGUCGGCCAACCGCGACGUCCAGACCUACACGGGCGGGCAGUGCGGCAACGGCAUCGUCGAGUCGGGCGAGGACUGCGACUGCGGCGGCGAGGAGUCGUGCGGGGACAACAGCUGCUGCGACGCCAAGACGUGCAAGUUCAAGACCGAGGCCGUCUGCGACGACGCCAACGACAGCUGCUGCGAGGGCUGCCAGUUCCGAAAGGCUGGCAGCGUCUGCCGCGAGAGCCGCGGUGAGUGCGACGAGGAGGAGACCUGCAGCGGCGACUCGAGCAGCUGCCCCAGCGACACCUUCAAGAAGGACGGCGACAGCUGCGGCGGGUCGUCGUCGGGGCUGACCUGCGCCAGCGGCCAGUGCACCAGCCGGGACUACCAGUGCCGCUCAGUCAUGGGCAGCCUGCUGCACAACAACGAGACCAACGCAUGCAGCGCCUUCAGCGACUCAUGCGAGCUGGUCUGCUCAUCCCCCUCCCUGGGCCAGUGCCUCAGCGUCAACCAGAACUUCCUCGACGGCACCACCUGCGGUAACGGCGGCUUCUGCCGCAACGGCAGCUGCGAGGGCUCGAGCGUCAAGAACUGGAUCAAGAGCCACAAGAACGUCAUCAUCGGCAUCUGCUGCGGCGUCGGCGGUCUGAUCGUGCUCGCGCUACUCUUCUGCCUCAUCAACCGCUGCCGCCGCUCCCGCCGCCCCAUCAAGCCAGCCCCGGCGCCUAGGCCCUACGGGGGUCCCUGGCCCAACGGCAUGCCGCCCCCACCACCGGGGGCGUGGGCACCGGCCCCCACGCGGGGAUACCACGGCCUAGGGGGAGAUCCGCCCCGCCGCCCU
This is a messenger RNA of Aspergillus campestris IBT 28561, 2271 nucleotides long. RefSeq names its product ADAM family of metalloprotease ADM-B (gene admB). Gene Ontology annotation, biological process: proteolysis. The transcript has a single exon. The annotation marks the transcript as partial. Gene Ontology annotation, molecular function: metalloendopeptidase activity. Lineage: Eukaryota; Fungi; Ascomycota; Eurotiomycetes; Eurotiales; Aspergillaceae. The record is from RefSeq and is a predicted model, not a curated record.